AUGGCUUUGUACACGAAAGCUGCCGAGAUUCUCGAGAAAGUGGAGAGGAAGCAGGCUACUGUAAAGACUUUGGUUUACGAUAGUAAAUUUCAGGUAAAUUACUACAGUUUACUGAGUAGCUAUUAUUAGCUUGCUAACGCCUUGCUUUGUCAACAUUUGCCAUGUAGCUAACCAGUACACACACAUAACACAGGCAACAACUUGCUGGUCAUGGCUAGAAGCAAAAAAUCCUGUGUGUAAAGUGACUUAAAACAGUAGUGUGUUGAUAUUGUUAUAAUGUUCUCACCUCACCAGAAUAUCAAGCAGCUUUUUGCCCUGGUGUGUGAGACACGGAAGUUUUCAUCCAUUCUCCAAGAGAUCAUUGAGUCCACCAAACUCCUUAAACAGACUAAGAUCAAAAUGAAUCUAGCCAAGGUAAUGUGAAACACAUGGAUACAAUUCUCUUCCCCAUCAUGCCUUUUUGAAGAAAGCACGAAGUCCAUUCAGUCCCUCCAACAGAGUUCUUCAAGCCUGGUCCUGGGAACCCACAGGUCAUAAUAUGCAGGCAUUUGUUUCUGCCCAUUACGAACACACCUGAUUAGCUACUGUAAUUGAAUCAGGCGUGUUAGAACAGGGAUAUAACAAAAGCCUGCACACCCUGUGGCUCAGAUUCCCAGGACCAAGAUUGAAGAACACUGAUCCAACACUGGCUGGUAGCUUACCUCUUGUUUGGUCCUGUCCACAUUACACAGGUUCUGGUGUAUGACCUGGUCAUCGGUAAGGGGCUGAAGUGUGGCGGAGCCUGGAAGGCUCUGAUGAUGAAGCACCGCUCCAGACUGCAGGCUGCCCUGGCCCGCAUGAAGAUCAAGCAGAAGGUCAGCCGCAACCAGGACCUGCUCCCCUCCAGUCUCCAGCAGCCUGAAGGUUGGAUUGAUUUAUCCCUAUUACUCCUGUUAGAAAACAAGACAUUUGCGCUUCCAAGAGAUGAGUGGCAUAGUACUGUAUCUGCGAGCUGUUCUAUAGGCUAUAGAGCGCACGUGCCAAUACCAAAGUGGGCACAUUUGCUAUAUAAACGCAACAUUUUUUGUGACAAAACCAUCGGUACAGUUGGAAAUGCGAUGGAAACCCAUUUAACUUGUAUUUUUUAUUCGGUACAUGGGAAUUUAACCGCAGAAGUUAUUUUUAUUACAUUUACAUUUUAGUCAUUAUUAUUAUUAUUAUUAUAUUAUAUUUAGCAGACGCUCUUAUCCAGAGCGAUUUACAGUUAGUGAGUGCAAACAGAUAUUUUUUUUUCAUACAGAGAUGACAGAGAAACCUUUACUUUAACGAUGUCAACCAUACUGAACAAAAAUUUAACGCAACAUUUUGCUGAGUUGCAGUUCUAUGUGCGCUACGUCAUCACACACCGUAUUUUACCCUCAACAAGUCACACAUCUCUGGUGGGAAAAUCCGCAUAUUGUUUUUAUGCAGAUUUUAGAAUAUUUGCAUCUAAAUCUGUCGCCAAUUGGAUGGAAACCUAGCUUGUAACCAGGUUUCCAUCCAACAUUUUUAUGCGAGUAAAGUACGUCGGAUAAAGAAUGUCAUGACAGGCCUGAUGGAAAAAGCUAAUUUUUCGGUAAACUUUCCAAAUGUCGACAAAACAAAAUAUACGCUAGACAAGGUGGGAUCAUUUUGUGAAAAACCACUUUUCCUUCCAACCAUUUUAUGCGGAUGAAUCACCUGACGCAUGGAAAAAGUCACCAAUGGGCUGAUGGAAACAUGAAAUGCCAGUACAAUUUUAUAAAUGCCGUCAGACCAUUUGUUGGUUCGACAUGGUGGGAUCUUUUGUCUGUAAAAUGUAUUAUGCGAGAAAUUGCAGUGGAAACGCCUUUAUGCGCAAAUAUUGAUAUCAUAUCGAAGUAAUGCGAUAUGUUGUGUGGUCCUCCCACUACGACUCCGGAAAGCAUGCAGUUUAUUAAACUACAGAUUAAAUAAAUGAUGAUGAACUUCACAAGGUGAUUAAUGUGCAAGGUGAUGAGCUUGAUGCUCCUUUCCAAUAAAUAUCGACGGUUUUAUUCUGGUGACAUGAUGAUCGAUGCUUGGCUGCCGUUUGACAAAUACAAAUAAUAUCGCUGUAAUCCAUAAUAAUCUCCUAAUGUAGGUAGCCUACCCGCAAUGUAACUGCGAGCUGUUGGUUAAAGCAUGUGCCAAGACCAGAGUGGGCAUAUUCGCUGUAUAACGAAGAUAUUUUUUUGACAAAACCAUCAGUACAGUUAAAUGCAAUGAAAACCCAUUUAUUCGGUACUUGGAAAUUUAACCGCAGAAGUUAUUUUCUGUGUACUACGUCUUUUCUGUGUACUACGUCAUCACGCACAGCCAAUGGAAACCUAGCUAUUUAGAAAGUUCACAGAUGCGACAAUUCCCUGCUACAGUGCGUUUACAUUGAACUCACUUGUUGGUAAAAACAGCUGGACGUAAUGACGUCACUGCCUAGUGCCUACUGUCUGUCAUACUUCACUGGAAAUAAGUUAAAGCAGAGAUCUGUAUAUAAUGACGAGAUGCUCAUGUCUCCACCCUAACAAUGGGAGUGGUUGUCAAAGGCGGGAAGGCAGGCCUGCAUAUUAAGCCCAUAGAAACGCUUUGGGUUUAUUUUGGACAGAUUUUGGCGAGAGAGAACCCUCUCUGGUUAAAGGGCGACUGCACUUCCUGAUUUGGCCUCGUUUUAGAUUCGGUUCAUUAAGAAAUGCUAGUGGCCAUGACUGCAUUCAAACAUGACUUGGUUUCAGGGUGUGGUUUGAUGUGGAUGUCAUGUAUGUUUGCAGGUGGGAAGACUUAGCCUAAAUAUUUCGCCAAUUAUAUAGACAAAAAAAUUAAAGCAACAUGGAACAAUUUCAAAGACUACUGAGUUACACUAGGCCCUAAUCUAUGGAUUUCCCAUGACUGGGGAUACAGAUAUGCAUCUGUUGCUCACAGAUACCUUUAAAAAGAAAAAGGUAGGGGCGUGGAUCAGAAAACCAGUCAGUAUCUGGUGUGACCACCAUUUGCCUCAUGCAGCGCAUGACACAUCUCCUUCGCAUAGAGUUGAUCAGGCUGUUGAUUGUGGCCUGUGGAAUGUUAUCCUACUCCUCUUCAAUGGCUGUGCGAAGUUGCUGGAUAUUGGCGGGAACUGGAACACGCUGUCGUACACAUCAAUCCUGAGCAUCCCAAACAUGCUCAAUGGGUGACAUGUCUGGCAAGUAUGCAGGCCAUGGAUGAACAGGGACAUUGUCAGCUUCUAGGAAUUGUGUACAGAUCCUUGCGACAUGGGGCUGUGCAUUAUCAUGCUGAAACAUGAGGUGAUAGCGGCAGAUGAAUGGCACGACAAUGGGCCUCAGGAUCUCGUCACGGUAUCUCUGUGCAUUCAAAUUUCCAUAGAUAAAAUGCAAUUGUGUUCGUUGUCCGUAGCUUAUGCCUGCCCAUACCAUAACCCCACCGCCACCAUGCAUUCAGGUUAAGACCCUGGUGAGGACGACGAGCACGCAGAUGAGCUUCCCUGAGAUUGUUUCUGACAGUUUGUGCAGAAAUUAUUUGGUUGUGCAAACCCACAGUUUCAUCAGCUGUCCGGUUGGCUGGUCUCAGACGAUCCCACAGGUGAAGAAGCCAGAUGUGGAGGUCCUGAGCUGGUGUGGUUACACGUGGUCUGCGGUUGUGAGGCCGGUUGGACGUACUGCCAACUUUGAUGGGGGUGGGAGCCACAAAUCCGGAAUUUAUGAGGGGCCUCAGUGGCUCGUGGGUCUGCGUACCCACGUCCCCACCUUGCGAGCAAAACAUUUUAGCAGCCUCCCUCGUGACAGAGAAGAGAAAAUGUGUUAGUUAUUGUGUUAUUUCCUGCUAUUCUUUUGCCAUGGGGCGUAGAGAAAAUGUUACAGUUUUAAAGCAAUUUUUUUUGCAAUUCUACACAUUUUGCCAUGGGGUGGAGAGAUGAUUUAGCAAUUUUAUAACACAUUUCAUGCAAUUCUACUCAUUUUGCCAUGGGGCGGAGAGAAAAUGAGCAGUUUUACGCCUUGUGUAUUCUAUUAUUCUAACUCUCAAAAGUAAGCUGAGACACCGACUGAGUUCCUAAAAGGGGGCCUACAAAAGGGGGGCUGCCAGCUGCCCACACCUGCUCUAAAAUGACAUUGGAGGCAGUUUAUGGUAGAGAAUUGAACAUUCAAUUCUCUGGCAACAGCUCUGGUGGACAUUCUUGCAGUCAGCAUGCCAAUUGCACGCUCCCUCAACUUGAGACAUCUGUGGCAUUGUGUUGUGACACUGCAUGUUUUAGAGUGGCCUUUUAUUGUCCCCAACACAAGAUUCACCUGUGUAAUGAUCAUGCUGUUUAAUCAGCUUCUUUAUAUGCCACACCUGUUAGGUGGAUGGAUUAUUGGCAAAGGAGAAAUGCUCACUAACAGGGAUAUAAACAGAUUUGUGCACAACAUUUGGGAGAAAUAAGCUUUUUGUGUGUAUGGAAAAUGUCUGCAAUCUUUUAUUUCAGCUCAUGAAACAUGGGACCAACAUUUUACAUGUUGCGUUUAUAUUUUUGUUCAGUGUAGCUUCAGCGUGCUGGUGUGCGACCAUGGCAAAGUUGUUUUGACUUUAGAUAGCUUAGUUAGGGACCGUCAAUAAUCAUGUUGCACACCUUUGUUUUCUCAUUAAAUGAUUUCAAUAUUUGUAUAUGAAUUUCUACAAUUUAUAGUUGGAGGUUUUUAAGUAAUAAAAAUGUGGAGUUAUUAGCAUAUUAACAUAUUGACCCAUGUGCAUUGUGUAUUUUAUCGAUGGCCCCUAACUAGCCCCAUAGGGAUUUCCAAAGUCAACCCAAAUUUACCACAGGUCAUGUGCAGCUGCACUCAGAAUUUAUAAUUACUUGUGCGCUGCCAGCUGUGGGCAGUAUUGAAACAAACCCAACCUUCAUUUACGUUGUGAUGCAGUCACAACCACAAAACUCGGUUUUGGACGAGACUGACUUUAUGACCAAAAUGAUCCUUUUUACACUUUGUAGUCAAUUUUGACAGUAGAAUAAAUGUUUGACUCAUAUCGAUGCCACACAGGCUGUUUUCUAAAUUAUAAGUUGUUUUUUAGGGGCAGUUGCUCUUUAAAUGUUACUCGCCUUUUUGUUUGUUAAAGAAUAGUCAUUUUCUCCUUCCUCAGGCGAUCAGCUUCCGAGGUAUGUGCGUGUGAACACGUUAAAGACCACGGUGGAGGAUGCCAUUGAUUACUUCAAGAGAGAGGGCUUCUCCUACUUAGGACAGGCCUACAGGUCAGUCAGGGACAGGCCUUUGAUGUUUCUUCCUUCCCUGUUUAUUCUAUUGACUGAGCAUCGAUUCAUUCUAGUGAUCGAGGUUGACAUGAGGUAAAUGAAAAUUUGAAUGUGUGUUUCUGAUGUCCAGGCUCGAUGACCUGAAUCUGAAGGGGAAAUCCUUUGUGGGUGACCUGCACCUUUCAGACCUGCUGGUUUUCUCUGCAAAGACAGACUUCCAUGACCACAAUCUGUACAAGGCUGGCCACAUCAUUCUACAAGACAAGGUGAGGGCUUUCAAUGCGUCCUUCCUUCCUUGAGGUCAUCACUGAUCUGUACAUGAUUGGAUGAGGUUACCUGGUCAGAUCUAUUCUGAUAAAAAAUAAGUUGCGAUUCAUUUAGAAGGUAUUCUAACAGGGCCUAUGGAUUUGCCUGUGUACUACUGUCUCCCGUAUAUCCCAACAGGCCAGCUGUCUCCCUGCGUACCUCCUGAACCCUCCUACAGGCAGCCACGUCCUGGAUGCUUGUGCAGCGCCGGGGAACAAAACCAGCCACCUUGCUGCCAUCAUGAAAAACAAAGGGUAAAACUUGAUUGAAAUAAAAAGAGGUCCCAUUUCCCAGACCCAGAUUAAGCCUUCUCCUGGUCUAAAUGCGAUGCACAAAAAAUGAAGGACACUUUCUCUUUCCAUGACAGAGACUGACCGGGUGAAUCCACGUGAAAGCUAUGAUCCCUUAUUGAUCCACUUCAAUCAGUGUAGAUGAAGGAGUGGAGACAGGUUAAAGAAGGAUUUUUAAGCCUUGAGCCAAUAUGUGUGCUAUUCAGAGGCUGAAUGGGCAAGACAAAAUAUUUAAGUGCCUUUGAACGGAGUAUGGUAGUAGGUGCCAGGCGCACCAGUUUGUGUCAAGAAUUGCAAUGCUGCUGGGUUUUUUCAUGCUUAACAGUUUCCUGUGUGUAUCAAGAAUGGUUCACCGCCAACUUGACACAACUGUGGGAAGCAUUGGCGUGAACAUGGGCCAGCAUCCCUGUGGAACGCUUUCGAAACCUUGGUGGAGUCCAUACCCCAACAAAUUGAGGCUGUUCUGAGGGCAAAAGUGGGGGAUGCAACUCAAUAUUAGGAAGGUGUUCUUAAUGUUUUGUACUCUGUACUUUUUCUGGUUCUGGGAAACUAUUGUCUAGUAGGAAUAGGGUAUUAACAAUCUUGUGAUGUUAAUCCUGAAAAAAGAGAAGGUUACUAAAGGAAGGCUCUUUUGAUCAAAUUUCAAACCACAUUGUAAAGGUUACUUGCCUCACCUUAUACCUUUGACCCAAACCUAUUUUCUCUGACCCGUGUUGAAGGAAGCUGUUUGCCUUCGACCUGGAUGCCAAGCGUCUCUCCACAAUGUCCACUCUCCUGCUCCGCGCUGGAAUCACAUGUCAGCAGCUGGCCAAUCAGGACUUCCUAAAGGUGGACCCGGACGGGCCCCAGUAUAAAGAUGUGGAGUACAUCCUACUGGACCCGUCGUGCAGCGGAUCAGGUAACACAACCUGUCUGUCUGGUGUCCUCAAAACAAAAUACAGAUGUUUAGUGCUUGUUUAUUACUCCAGAAAGAUGCACCUCAAUGACCCAGAAGGACUCACAAGUCAAAGUAUCUGUAUGACCUCUAAAACAAGUACCUUCUUUGUACUCGAUGUCAUUGUUGAUCCAAUAGUUUUUGUGUGUUUCUCUCUCUCAGGGAUGGUGUGUCUGCGGGACGAGGCCUCGCCCUCCCAAAAGGAGCAGGACAAGCGUCGUCUGCAGGCCUUGGCAGCGUUCCAGCUGCACUGUCUCAACCACGCCCUGCGCUUCCCCCGCCUGCAGCGCCUGGUCUACUCCACCUGCUCCAUCCAUACCGAGGAGAACGAGCAAGUGGUGGCCGCCUGCAUGCUGCAGAACCCAGGUUUCAGGUAGGACACAGAAAUGUAUAAUUAAAGCUGCAAGCAGCUUUGCCGGGUUUCAGAUGUGUGCCCACUGUGCCACCAUCAGGACAAAUUGGACACAUUGCCCUAGGAUGAGCUACUUCUGUACUGUUUACCACACUUACCAAAUAUCAGAACUCAAAAUCAAACCGAUCAUGCAAUAAGUUUUUAAUGUAUUGGACCGACUGGCACCUAAUUUGGUAUAUAGCAUCUAUAGAUGCACAUCUUCAAACACAAUAUUUUCCAAGACUCUUGCUCAAACAAUAUGGCCGCUAUGAGCCAAUGAGCUUGGAUGAAUGAUUUUUUCCUGUCCAACAGCACAACACUUUACAGGUUAGCUAGACUCAUAUCCCUGAGCAUGUGUACCAAAUUUAAUCACUGAGUCAAACAGAUCAAGAGAUAGAAACAUGUGGUCGAUCUGAAUGUGCUUAGAUAUGUUGAGUCUUGACAGUAUUUGGAACAUGUGUACCAAGUUUUGUUGCAAAUGAAUAUCUGUGUCGGAGUUAUAUGCAUUUGUGCCAGACCACGCCCACAUUCAUAUUUAUUGGUCAGUAGCGGCCAUGUUAUUUGAGAUGCUAUCUUGGAAAAACAUCAUUUGUGAGAGCUUGGUCCAUAGAUGCCAUGUAUCAAGUUCUGUGCAUAUCAGUAUUUCGGUGCCAGAGGAGUAGCGUUUUAAGUGUUUUUAACAAAAUUGAAAAUGGUGGAACCUUGAGGAAAAUGUGUUCCUUGUGAGGAGAGGGACCUAUGUACUGGAUUUCAGGACUCUAGGUCACAUGGGGUGAGGGGCGUGACCUUUCAAAAUGUGCUAUUGCUUGUUAUAGCGCCACCAUGUAGCAAAUAUGCACGGUAAUGGAUGAGAGGGUGUAUCCCCUGGCCCUUUACCAUCAUGCAAGGUUGCAACCUAGGCCUUACCAUCUCACCGGAAUUUGCAUUAUUUCACAAAUCGGCAGAAGGAAAAUAAUCAAAGCCAACAAAUACAAUAGGGUUUCACCAGCUUCGCUUCUGAACCCCUAAUGAUCAAUUCCCAAAAAGAAUAUAGAUUUAUCAUGGAACAGACCUGUAUUUGACCUGUGUUUCUAGGAUCAUAAGAACAGUAUAGCAUUGUGGAAACUGGCGUAAGCCUAUGAUCUGAGACACCGGCUUUGUUUUCGCAGGCUUGUUCCACUGCUCCAGCAGUGGCCCGAGCGUGGUCUGGCUCCCCUCACACAGUGUCUCCGAGCCAGCACCACCAAAACCCUCACCCAUGGCUUCUUUGUGGCCCUGCUGGAGCGACACACAGCACAGAGUCUAGCAGAGCAGGCCUCCAAAACACUGUGAGUAACAGUUAUACAUUCAAUGAAACUCUCAUUAAUUGAAAGCAAGGCAACUUAAAAGAGAAAGUCUAGAUUAUACAGUUGCUAUGUGAAGUUAAUCAACAGAAAUGCAACAUUGUUAAUGUUAGUCUUCACUGUUGUAGCAAUCCGGUCACUGAGAUGAGUCCAAGUAGUCCUUCUGCCAGUAAGGACAUCCAUGAGGCUGAAGAUGCCGAUAUCACAGAAGAUGGGGAUGAGGUUCAGGAGCCUAUUAGCACCACCAAGGAUAAUACAGAAACCUCAGGAGGAGCAAAGAAGAAGAGGAGGAGGAAGAAAAAGAAAGAUGGGGAUAAGGAGGCUCUGGAGCCCAAAACCACUGAGGAACAGACAGAUACCUCAGGAGGAACAAAGAAAAAAAAGAAUGCUAAAGUGGAAUGA
Messenger RNA from Coregonus sp. 'balchen', 8875 nucleotides. NCBI's taxonomy places the organism in Eukaryota, Metazoa, Chordata, Actinopteri, Salmoniformes, Salmonidae. The record is from the annotation of a GenBank genome assembly.